This is a messenger RNA of Argentina anserina (silverweed cinquefoil), 3388 nucleotides long. RefSeq lists its product as uncharacterized. The coding region runs from base 406 to 3213 and encodes 935 amino acids. The transcript is spliced from 2 exons. Lineage: Eukaryota; Viridiplantae; Streptophyta; Magnoliopsida; Rosales; Rosaceae. The record is from RefSeq and is a predicted model, not a curated record.
GAAGGCCUUAUUUGGCCUAAAAAUGAGAGGGUUGUGCUCAACUUAAACUCAGAAGAGUCCGGUGGUGCCGUCCAACUCGAACCCCAACCCCACUGUAGUCGUCACUCUAAUUUAUUAUGUACUUUCUCUGAUAAACAAAAGCAACUGGGACUCCUAACCCGAAUCAUUGCUAUAGUGUGCCAGACCAUGUGAUGUGGCCUCUCUUUGACAACCUGUUCUUCUUGUUUUGUGGUAGCUGUUCAUCAUCUUCUUUCUUCUUCUUCCCCAAAGCUCACUUAGCUUUCUUUUAGGGGUUGUUGCCAGCCAUAUCAUUCCUUUUUCACCUUUCUGUUUUAGUAUCCCUGCUAAACUUGGACCUCUAAGCUACUGGAAGUCGAGUGAUCACCAUCUCGGAGUUGAUUUCUGAUGGCUACUGAAACCGUUUUAACACCUCCGAUUGCUACUACUGAUGAAAAGCAUGUUGAAAAGAAGGUGAGUGAAGAGGAAAAGGUUAUUGAAGAAGGUGGCGUUCCUUUAACCAAAGAGAGCGGAGAAGAAAUACUUAAAACUGAUGAUUCAAUAUGUCUAGAAACACCACCUGAAUCUGAAGCUGUCAUUCAUCAGAAGUUCGAACCUCCUGUAGUUGAGGCUGAGAAGAUUGAUGUUGCUCCUGUCUCAGACAUUCCAGUUGUAGGUGAAACAAAGGCUGGGGAUGACCCCAUUCCUGAUAUUCUAGAGCAGGUUGUUUUGGCUGAGAAGAAUGCUGAUGCUGCUGUCUCAGAUGUUUCACUUGUAGAAAAAUCACCUUUGAUUGACCCCAUUCCUGAUACUCCAGAGCAAGUGGUUGAUGUUAUGAAGAUUCCCGAAGAGGUUAUUGAGAGUUCAACUGUGUCUGUAAUAAGAGAAGCACCAACGGAACCAGCUCUAGAAAUCAUAGAGGAAGGCCAAGUAGAACAAACUAAUAUAGUUGAUGCUCCUCAAUCAUCGUAUGAGGCUAUCGAGAAAACAGAAGAACCUUUGCAGGUUACUACUGACAAAGAGUCGGUGGAAACAGUACUAACAGAUAUUAAAGAGUCAGAACCGGAGUCUUUGAAAGUAGAGAAGCCAAAACUUGCUACUGCUGGAAUGGAGGAAAAGCCAGGAGAGCCAUGUGAAGUUACUGAAGAAGUUGAGACAAAGCAAGAGGAGGUUGAACUUGAGAAAAGUGUGCAUGAUGAAACAAUGAAAGAUGAAGGGUCUGCAGCUGAUAAGGUUGAAACUAUUUCAUUCUCGGAGAAUCAGAAAAGUGAUGCAGAGAACACACCUAGCCUACAAGUGGAGGAAAAGCCAGCAGAGCCAUGUGAAUUUACUCAAGAAGUUGAGAGAAAGCUUGAGGAGGUUGAACUCGAGAAAAGUGUACAUGGGGAAACAGUGAAAGAGGAAGGGUCUGCAGCUGAUAAGGUUGAGCCUAUCUCAUUCUCAGAGGAAGUGAAUAGUGAAACAUAUUACACACCUUGCCUAGAAGUGGACGAAGCACCAGAGCAAAGGAAAGUUGAAGAAGAAGAGAAAAUACAUGAUGAAGUUGGACCUGAAAUAUGUCUGAAGAAUGAUAUUGUGAAAGAUGAAGAUGUGAUCGAAGCUUCCUCAAUACUAGAAGAGGCUCAAACUGCUAAAGACUACGAACCUCAAGUCAAAAUUCCAGAAGAGAUUUUACUUAAUGGAGAUGGGAUAAGUUAUUAUCUACCUGACACCACGGAAGCACCUGCCUCUGAGGACCAAAAGAAGGAUGUAACUGAGGUUGAUGUGGUUGAUAAGCUACAAGAAGAGUCAGCAGUGGAGAUUGAAAAGGUUGGAGGAGAGGUUCUGGAAACUAAAGAGACUGAAAAGGAAAUUGCUGCAACUGAACCAAUCAAAGAGGAAGAGAAGGCAGGACUAAUUGCAAUUGAGGUAGUUGAGAAACCAGCAGAAGAGACAUCAGUAAAGCUGGGAACAGUAGGUGAAGAAAAUGUUGAGACUCUGGAGAUUGAAGAAAAGGUAAUGAGUAAUGUGGUAACCGAGGCAUCAACUCAACCAGUCGAAUCAGAUAAAAAGAAAGAACUGAGUGGAGUUGAUGUGGUUGAGAAGCUUGCAGAAGAGGAAUUAGUAAAGUUGAAAGCUGUUGGAGAAGAAAAUGUGGAGAGUCUGGAGAUUGAAGAGAAGGAAAAGAGUAAUGUCAUAACUGAGGAAUUAACGCAGCCAAUUGAAUUAAACAAAGAGAAAGAAUUGAGUGGACUUGAUGCGGUUGAGAAGCUUACAGAGGAGGCUGCAGUGGAAGUUCAAAAGGUUGGAGAAAAGAACGUGGAAAUUGAGGAUGCAAAGAGUGUUGUAACUGAGGAUACAAUUCAACCAAUUUUAGAGGAUGAACACAAAGAUCUAACUGAGAAUGACAUUCUACAUCAUGCUGAUGUAAUUGAGAAGUUAGCAGAUGAGACAGUGGUGAAGGUGGAAGAGGUUGGAGAAGAAAAUAUGGAUAAAAUUGCUGAAACUAAAGAGUGUGAAAAGAAAGAUGAGAUUAUUGAGGAUUCAAGCCAACCAAUUCUAGGGGAUCAAAAGAAAGAAGCAAGUGCGGUUGAUGUGGUUGAGAAGCUAGCAGAAGAUGUAAGAGUUAAAUUUGAUAAGGUUGGAGAAGCGAGCAAAACAAAGAAUGUGCAAUAUGAAGACAGUGAUAGCAAAAAUGUGCUGGACGAGGUUUUAACUCAACCAGAUAAAGCAGAUGUCAACAGCUACAUUAUUACUCCAUCUGAAGUUAUAGAAAAAUCCUUUGAGGGAGCUGAGAAAGAUAUUGAACCUGUGGCAGAGACUGAAAAGGCCGAACACAUAAAUGAUGAGACACCAGGUACCAUUGAAACCAAGAAAGAAGAUAAUGUAGAAGAGAAACAGGAUGAGGUCGCGAAAUUGGUUGCUGAAUCACUAGGAGAAUCCAAGCCAUCUGAGCCAGAGGUGAAAGGCGAUGAACCUGUGACAGUGGAGAAAACCAUUGAGAAUGUUGCAAAGUCUGAUAAAAAUAUAGAGCUUCCCACAAAGGAUGGUGGUGACACAAAGCCCUCUGAAGACCUGCAAAAUGAAGUUCCAGCUAAAACUUCUCAAAAACAAUCAAAUACCAUUUAUUCAAAGGUCAAGCAGACACUCGUGAAGGCAAAGAGAGUUAUUACCGGGAAAUCACCAAGCUCAAAAACCCCUGCCUCUGAAGCCAAGGAUGAUAUUAUAGUCAAAUAGCAGGAUGCAAUCAUAUAUUUGCAGACAUCCUUCUUUUGGUUUCCCUUAUUCUUGUGAUUCUUUUAUUGUUGUUGUUUGUUGGUUUUUCUGCUCACUCUCAGCUCUUGGCUUGUCUGUUGAUACUCAAAAGGGUGUGUGCGCGUGUAUAAUAUACAGAAGAAUAGGCUAUGCCAUA